Molecule: messenger RNA, 875 nt
Organism: Stylophora pistillata
Lineage: Eukaryota; Metazoa; Cnidaria; Anthozoa; Scleractinia; Pocilloporidae
Source: RefSeq, a predicted model, not a curated record
AAUAGGCGCUCAAAUAGCGCAUUUCAAAAUGCCAUUUCAUCCUAGUAUUGAUCGUUUUAAUACAAUCCCUUGAGACAUUACAAGGACAAAAGAUUGGCGCUCAUGAGGUGCAUUUAACUGCUGCGAACAUUUAAAAGGAUAAAAUCUACGAAGGAUUCAUUUUGGUUGACUAAGUGAUUUUUGUAAAUGUUUACAGAAUGCUAUGGUCGGAUGAGCAUUGUAUGCUUCUUUGCCGUGAAAUCUUAGCUGUGGACCCGUUCACUGGCACAAGGAAGGGGUCCAUCCAAAGAGGGGCGAAUUGGAAGGCUAUCGCCCACAAUUUGAUGGCGAUCGAGAAACCGAAAUUCACAGUAGAUGCGCGGGCUGUCCGCGAAAAGUACGCUUAUUUGGCAGGUAAACUUCAGAACAAGUUAAAAGAAGAGGAAAAAGCAAGCGGAAUCGCCACAAAAAUGACUGAAGUUGAAGAGGCAUUGCAGGAAAUUUUUGAGAUUCAAGAUGAAGCUGAAAGAGCACUAAAAGAUGGUUCAAACAGGAAGAAGAAAAAUGAAAAUGCAGAUAGAGCACAGGCAGAAACCAUGAGGAAAAGAGCAAUGGAAUCACUCGGCGAGAGCCUUGGGAAGAAGGGAGAUGAUGCAGAGAAUGGAAAUAAAAAGCAGAAAAGGAGAUCGAAUGGCAGUGACACUCUUAUGUUUUUAAAAGAAAAAAGUGAAAUGAUGCAUGAGAUGAAAAAACAGGAAAUGGAAUUAAAGAAAAAAGAGAUUGAGCUGCAAGACAAAAAACACGAUGAUUUUCUUAGAGUUAUGCUUGCCCAGCAGCAACAACAAGACUUUCAGGCCAUGAUGCUAGCCAUGAUGAAUAAGCUGACACAAAAUUAA